Mesorhabditis belari is the source of this 243-nucleotide messenger RNA. Lineage: Eukaryota; Metazoa; Nematoda; Chromadorea; Rhabditida; Rhabditidae. The record is from the annotation of a GenBank genome assembly.
AUGUCUGCUUGGACUUGCCACGGCUUCCAACCACUUUUCGCGCAUCCGGACCUGAAUCGCCCUCAGAAGGGAAUGCUUGGAGAAGUCCUGAAAGACCAAAGACCUGAAAGAACCGGUUUUGGGACCGCUUCCAAAAAAGGAGUUUGCCGGAGACGUGUAGCUUGCCAUGGACAACGACUGGCGUGUCGUUGUCCAUGGACACACCAGUCGUUGUCCAUGGCGAGCCACACGGACAAUGGUCAA